CAGGGCCAAGGAUAGGGUAACUAAUCAGGAAUUUCCCUCUGCCACUCCUGGAAAUGAGGGCGACGAAAAAGCAAACGCGCGACGAUUCAUUUUUACGCCUCCCGUUUCCGCUCAGAAAAUGAAGGUCUACAAUAUACCUAUGUGUGUUCAAAUGUACAGUCUUUUCCAAUGAACCACUGGAUGCCUACCUAUCUUGAAAAAAGUUGCACGAGGACGGGCGCCAGUUUCCAUCGUUCUAACACCAGCAAAGCUAUUAAUGGAUAGUUUUUAAGGAUUUAGUUUUUAAUCCAUUGCUGCGUUUACAAAUGGUUGGAGUACUAUUCCAGUGGUGGAGUCGCUUGCUGAAGUGGAAACGAAGCAACGAGUAAAACUUUGGGGAUUUAUAACUUUUGUGCGCCCUCUUCUCUGUGGAUUGGUGUUGCUACACCCUCUCGCACUAAUCGUUCAUGGCGUAGACGGUCGUCAUAUCUUCUUCUGUUUCCGAAGAACUUGGAUAAUACUUUCUGAGGAGUAAAACUCAAAUGAGAGUUUUUCUGGCGUGUGUGGUUGUAGCUUUCACACCAAGAAAGACAGAGGGUCGCAAAAAGAUCAGUUUAAAGUUUAUGUUUCUAACUGGAAGGAAUGGUUGACAAAAAAGGCGCAUGGAAGGAUGCUGUUUCUUGUACAAUGGAACUGAAAAGUAUUUUUACAGUUGCCGUGGUGUUGUGUUUGUUCAUUUCCCCGACUUUCAGCCAAGAACUCCAUCCUAAGGGUAGGAAUGUAUGCAAAUCGCCAGGGUCAUCCGACUCUGUGUGCUGCGGUGGAUGGGCCCAGGCGGGAGAGGAAUGCAUCAUACCUCUCUGUGAGGGCAACUUCACUUGUAAGGAGAACGAGGUGUGCGUCAGGCCCAACGAGUGCCGCUGUCGACAUGGAUACUUCGGAGCCAGCUGCGAUACUAAGUGCCCAACCCAAUUUUGGGGUCCGGACUGCAAAGGAAAAUGCAAUUGUUACCCCAAUGGGAAGUGUGAUGAUGUGACAGGCCAAUGCACAUGCAACCCCAACCGCUGGGGGUCCAACUGCGAGAAGGCCUGCGCCUGCCAGAAGGGCAAGUGUGACCAGGAGACGGGCAAGUGCACGUGCCAAUCGGGCUUCUGGGGGCCACAGUGCGCCAACAACUGCUACUGCCACAUCAACUCGGUGUGCGACCAGGCCAACGGGCGCUGCAUCUGCCAGCUGGGCUGGUACGGACGCAGCUGCAACAGCCAGUGUGCCUGCAACGGCAGCCCGUGCGAGCAGUUCACAGGCCGGUGUCUAUGCCGGGAGCGGCUUUGGGGGCAGCACUGCGAGCGCUACUGCCAGUGCGUGCACGGCAAGUGCAACCAGGCCGACGGCUCGUGCACCUGCAAGCCGGGCUACCGGGGCAAGUUCUGCCGUGAGCCGUGCCCAGCCGGGUUCUAUGGACAGAACUGCAGGAACAGGUGUGGCCACUGCAAAGGGCAGCAGCCCUGUAAGGUGACUGAGGGUCGCUGCAUCACCUGCGAGCGGGGUUGGAAUGGCACCAAGUGUGACCAGACGUGCGCCCCCGGCUAUUUCGGGGAGAACUGCAAGGACGAGUGCCCGCCCUGCAAAGAUGGGCACUUUUGCAGCCGCAUCGAUGGCAAAUGCUCUCACUGCAAUCCCGGCUGGAUCGGAGAUCGCUGUGAGCUGCGCUGCCCCAACGGUACCUAUGGGGACAGAUGUGAGAAUGACUGCAGCCACUGUUUUAACGGGGAGUGUCACUUUGCGACCGGAGAGUGCCUGUGUGAUCCAGGCUUUCAUGGGACUUACUGUAAUCUCACCUGUGAGUUUGGCCAGUAUGGAGUGAACUGUGCCCAGACCUGUCCAUGCCACGACAGAAACUGCAACCCUAUGUCUGGAGCCUGCAAUUUGCAGCCCAACCAGCGGAUGGGAGUGAUUGCGGCCGGGUCGCUGGUCGCCUUCCUCCUGGUGCUCCUCCUCUGCCUGCUCUGCUGCUGCUGUCUCUGCCACAACAAAGGUGACAUCAACCCAGACCAGGAUAAUUCCACCAGCAGCAAGAAGGCCAAGCGUCUCCUCUGUGGUCGCUUCAGCCGAAUCAGCACCAAGCUGCCGCGAAUUCCAUUACGUCGACAGAAGCUGCCCAAAGUCGUCGUAGCCCACCAUGAUCCUGAGAACACCUUCAACUGCAGCUUCAUCGAGCCCCCCUCGGAGGUUGAGCCUCACUCCCCCUCCUGGUCCGACCAGGAAUCCUUCUCGUCCUUCGAGACCAGCGAGGACGGUCCCGUGUACUGCAUACCCCACGAAGAGACCACUGGAGAGACUAACGAGAAAUGCAGUCCAGCACCUGUAGCAGAGAGCACAGUGGCGUCCAGCGAGGACGAUGCCGGGGAGUACACAUCCCUCAAAGAGACCACCCCAGCCAAGCCAGGCGACGGCAGCGAACAGCCACUGCUAAAAUCCACGGACAGCGAAGGCUCCACCAGCGGCUCCGAGUCGGCCGCCGGGGCCCUCUAUGCCCGCAUCGCCCGCCUCUCCAAGCAGUCCAAGGAGGACGAGGACAGCAGUGCCGGGGAGGUCAAAGGGAACGGCAAGCCUCCGUCUCCGGAGAGGAUCAAGCCUCGGCCGCCCGAUCCCUCCACCAAGCCCAAGGUUUCCUGGAUCCACGGCACAGCAGCGGGAACCAACCAACCAGACAAAGGGAAGGGAGAGACCCCGCCCGUGGAGAAGAAGAGAAGCUCCUCAGAGGCCAGCGAGAAACAGAGGAGUCGGGAGAAGUCGGGGAAGACCAAAGACAAGAAGAGCCCGGAGCACAAGGCCACUGAGGGAGGCGACUCUCCCAGCAAGGCCAAACCUCACAAGGGCCGCACGGCGGAGGAGCACAGGGAGCACAUCAACGGCGUGGUGCAGAACGCCCUGAAGAAGAUCAGCAACUUCCACUCGGAGAAGAAGGCUCCCAAGGAGGAGGUGACCUCCAAGGAGCCGCCCAAGAGCCCCAAAAUCAUGCAUCCGCACAUGAACUCGGAGGCCGCCACCCUGCUGGCCGCCCAGCUCAAGGAGAAGACUCAGUCCAUCAACCGCAACGAGGGACUGGUGGGGGUCAAGACCAACGGGCUGGCGGCCACACAGGCGCAGCGCGAGAAGCCAACCCCGCCCCAGAAGGCCAAGCGCACAGUCGGUGGGCCCCAGCUGCAGGGCUCCACCAAACCCCUGCUGCCCACUACAGGCAGCCUGCAGAAGAUGGUGGGGCCCGUGACGGACACGCCGGAGACGCCGGAGAAACAGCCGAGCAUGAACGGCUCAAAGACUGUGGAGGUGGUGGGGGAGUCCACGCCCAAGAGGACCCCCAUCAAAAAGCCACCGCGGAAGAAAGGCAAGGAGGGUAACCCCCCCGACGCCGAGAUCAAAACCACUCCAAAGACAGCAAUCAUGCCACCUCAAGUAGUGAAAAACAAUUAGUGCUGUUCAGUCUCAACGGUGCUGCUUGCUGAACCCCACGGUUGAUAUUUUCUCAUUAGUGACAAACGACUGUCAUAGUGUGUCAAGGAAACUGAUACAAAACAAGAUUUAAAAAAAAAAAAGGUCCAGGACAUAUCUGAUGCAACAAAUUAACUUGAGAAUAAUCUCGAGUGUAAAGUACUAAGAGGAAUGCUUUACCAUACAGUAUUAAUGUGUACAUGGGUUUUGAGGUAAUGUUAUAAGCUUGGUUUUAUAUUAUAAAUUCAAGUGUAUGCAAACUAUAAGCAGUUCAUUUAGUAUAUACUAUACUCUCCUAUUAUACAAGGUAUGUUAUUGAUGGGUGUUCUAAUCUGUGUUCGAAGACAGUGGCAUAAGUCUUAUGUUUUGUUGAGUUCUGCAGUAUCCAGUACUUCCAAGGUGGUUUAUGCAAAACAAAAAGAUUUUGUUUAUCGGCUACUGACCUAUCCAAAGAUUGGUACUGGUUAUGCAGACACAUUUGACUUGCCCAAUCCAGAUCCUGAUCAUAUUCAACAUAUAUAGGGUUAAAAAUCAGUUUAUCUAUAGACCAUAUGUAUCUACAACAAGGUUCGGUUAAUACUUGGAACUUGGAAAACUUAUUUGGCUCCGUGAUUACCCAUUUUAGUGAGAUGAAUAGCCUGUGGGGCUUGAGGUUAGCUCUCUGUCAUCUCCAAAAUGGUAGCUUCACCCAUGAUUGGCAUUUAAUUUUCUUUAGUUCAAAGUGCACACUGCAAUUUAAUUGUGAUAAAUCAUGCUUCAGUGCGGCCCGGCUGAACUUAGCCGGGACCCAUCACGAUACCACUGUCAAGCUCCCUCGGACCACUUGAUGCCUUGCGUAAGGAGAUGUGAAAAAUAACCUUUCUGUCAAACCCAAACAUGCAGCGGUCUGUGCCAUGGCGGUGCAAUCAACUGAGCCACACUGGAAUUCUUGACCAUGCAGUUUAACAGUAAAGUGCCUUUAAAAAGUUAAGUCAUGCCCUUAAGCGGUAUACGGUUUUAGUCAACAGUGGCCUUUCCUCUUCCCGCUGGGACUGAAUGUGUCUGUGUCUCUUACGGACAGGUUGAGAUGCAGUUACAAUGGCAGUUCCAGACUACUUCAGACUCUGGUGGCUAUUACUCAACCAAAGGUGGCAUACUUUUUUUAAAACUGCAUUCCAAAAUUACCCUACAGACACAAGACACACUCACAGAUACUUGUCUCUGCAAAGAUAAUAAUAGUAUUCAGCUUCUUCACUUGAGCCAAUGAUUCUCAAACGUCUAUCUUUCAUUGUAUCAGCUUAUGGAAUAAUAACACCACAGGUCCAUGUAAUCACUAUCAAAGAUCCAACCAAACUGUUCAAAUCACAGGUAUUGAUGUUAAUAUUGUUCCUAUGCAAGAGACCACACCGGAGUUGAAUGGUACGCGUGGACCAUCUCUCGAAUGCCGGCCACAUACAUGCUUAGACGAUGACUGUCUUCUUUGAGCGGUUUCCUGCACACAUUGUCUCCCUUCAGUCUGUCAUACCAUGUAAUUAUGGAACAACACAUCAUGUUCAGAGUUAUAGGCCUAACAAGCACUUGUGGGUUAUUCUAAGACCAGGAAUACCCUCUCUAUUAAAUUGAGGACUAGAAUCAAAUACUAGAAGAAAACUGGAGGCUUUUUGAGUUUAGAUGCAAUGUAUUUAGGUGUUUUGUACUGUCUUGUGCGUCGUCCGAUUGAAACCCUAAGAGUGAGUGUCAGUGUGUACAGACAGCAGUAUGACAUAAAGACCACGUGCUUAUGAUGUAUGUAAAGGAAAAAUUUGUUGUUACUAUGGUUGCAACUGUUUUCUAUAAUGGUACAACUAUUUAGUCGUUAUAAUGGUUAUUUUUCUACGUUAAAAUAUUUUGUAAUAAUAUUUUGUCUAUGUCUGUAAGCUGUGCUUAUGUGAUUUUUUGCUAUAUCAUGUUAUUUUUACGUUAAAUGAACUGGCUUUCAUUUUUCUUUAUACCUUUUUGUUUGUUUCCUCGUUUUAUAUAUAAACAUCAGGUACAAAAAUUGAAUAUGAUUUUACAGUAUACUCGAGACUUUUUAGUGGUUGUGAGAUAUUAUUUUUGUCAUUUCUCUGUGGAGAUUCUUGUUCUUUGGAAUAUGAACUGCAUGAAGCAGAUAAAUGAUUUGUCAAUUCAUAUCCAUCUUUUCCACUGGGUUUAUUUAAAAUUGCCUUUUUCAAAUAACUCACUCCGACAAGACCAGUUAUACAUGAUUUUGCACAAAUGUCUAUGUGAAAACAUGCUUUGAUUGUAAAUGUUUGGAAGACUGAUAUGAGAUUUUGAGGACUGAGAUUUUGCUUAAAACAAAAAAGAGAAUCUUAUAUCUAACUGGUCUAGUCAUUCAUUUUCACCAGUAAACCUGGGUAUGUUAACAGAAUUAGUUUCCAUUUGACAGUGUGUCCUUGUAAAUGUGUUGUUCCUCAGUUACUUCAAGAAAAUAAAAUGAAACUGUAGCAAUUGGA
Messenger RNA from Alosa alosa (allis shad), 5945 nucleotides. It is a transcript of the gene scarf2, whose product is annotated as scavenger receptor class F, member 2. Gene Ontology annotation, molecular function: scavenger receptor activity. The transcript has 11 exons. The record is from RefSeq and is a predicted model, not a curated record. NCBI's taxonomy places the organism in Eukaryota, Metazoa, Chordata, Actinopteri, Clupeiformes, Clupeidae. Bases 622 to 3453 code for a protein of 943 amino acids.